AAUUUUUCAAUUGUCCAUCACAUUUGCUAUUUUGUACUCAUACUGUCGUUUGCUUUGGCUUCUCUUUCCUCUGCUUACUCUCAAAGCUCAGGUCUCUCUCUUAAGCUCAAAUCACCAACCAAUUAGAUGGCUAUGCAGGAAGGAAGUCCUGUCUUUACUCCAAGUACUCAAGUUAUUGGAAAUGCUUUUGUGGAGCAGUAUUACCAUAUUCUUCACCAAUCUCCGAAUCUAGUGCAUAGAUUUUAUCAAGAUUCUAGUCAUUUAAGUCGGCCAGACAUGCAUGGCAACAUGACAACAGUGACAACCUUGCAAGCAAUUAAUGAGAAGGUACUAUCACUGAAUUAUGAGGACUAUACAGCAGAAAUAAAAACUGCAGAUGCUGAGGACUCUUUUGAGAAAGGGAUUAUUUUACUGGUAACUGGAUCCUUAACUGGGAAGGACAAUGUGAAAAAGAAAUUCGCACAAACCUUCUUCUUAGCUCCACAAGACAAAGGCUACUUUGUCUUAAAUGAUGUUUUCAGAUAUGUUGAAGAGAAAGAGUUGCAGAACUCUGUUCCGGCUAAUGGAAUCAGUGAACAGGCUUCAAUAUCUGCCUUGACACCAGAACCAGAGCUCACUGAUGACCAACUUGCUAAGGAACCAUUGAAUUACUCAGAAGAGGAAGAUAUUAAUAAUGGUGCUGAAGUUUGUGAUCCCUUGGAUAAGGAGGAAGGAUCAGUAGUUGAGGAAGAGGUUGUUGAACCCCAAAACAUUGCAGGUCAGAACAAGAGGAUAGUUGCUGUUGAUUCAUCUCCUAUGGUUCCAGAUGAUGCUCCAAAACAAUCAUAUGCUUCGAUUGUCAAAGUAAUAAAAAGUAAAGCAUCUACUCCAGUUUAUGUUCCUACCAAUAAUGUGGGGGCAAAACCUGUAAACCAACGGCCAGUUCUAUCUGCAAAAAUUGCUCCAAUUCCAGCAGCAGAAGUACCCAACAGUGAUAAUGCGCCUGGAAGUAGCAAUGACAAUGAGGAAGCUGAAGGACACUCCAUAUAUGUACGGAAUUUGCCUUACAACGCAACACCUCAACAACUUGAGGAGGCAUUCAGAAAAUUUGGGACCAUUAAGUGUAACGGCAUCCAAGUUAGAAGUAAUAAGCAAGGGUUCACUUUUGGUUUUGUUGAAUUUGAGAAUCCAAGUUCAGUGCAGAGUGCACUUGAGGCUUCACCGAUCACAAUUGGGGAUCGUCAAGCAGCUGUGGAAGAAAAAAGGACAAAUUCCCGAGUUCGUAGCAGUGGAAGAGCAAGGUAUAAUUCUUCCGGUAAAGGUGGUCCCUGGGGUGACAGUUUCAGGGCAAGAGGGAACUUUGGCAGUGGCCGAGGAGGCUAUGGCAGGCAUGAAAUCAGACACCCGGGUGACUUUUUGGGACAACCUAAGGGUUCUGGUGGAUGGAAUGGAGAUAAUAAUCCGAAAAGAGUAAACAGAGUGGAAGGGGUAGCCAUCAAGGGUGGGCAAAAGCAGCAUGAUUCUACUUGGGAAUAGCGGGGAAAGUGACCAAAUGACUUUUCCCUUUGGUUUUUUGACAGUUCUAAUGGACUACAAUUGAUGAUUCUAGUUUACUUUUAAUUCAACUGCUUAUGGAGAGAUUAUUGGGUUUUUUUGGUUUCUGCCCAUAAACUUGAGGCAUCUCAUAAAAGCUUACGUGACAUACGGAAAAGGAAAGGGUGAGUUCUACAUUACAUGAAUUCAGUAUUGUUGAUCAAAUUUUUUGUUACAAUCAUGAUAUGUUCUGAAUGAUAAAUUUUGAUUCGUCUCAUGGAUUUCCCAUCACUUUGUUUUAGGGGCGUCCAUGGUUCAAGUUUACAUUAUUAUAGUUGUCUUAAAAUAUCAAAUUUUAUUUAUAUUUGUAAA
This is a messenger RNA of Gossypium arboreum, 1884 nucleotides long. Its product is annotated as nuclear transport factor 2-like. Gene Ontology annotation, molecular function: mRNA binding. The record is from RefSeq and is a predicted model, not a curated record. Bases 127 to 1515 code for a protein of 462 amino acids. NCBI's taxonomy places the organism in Eukaryota, Viridiplantae, Streptophyta, Magnoliopsida, Malvales, Malvaceae. The transcript is spliced from 9 exons. Gene Ontology annotation, cellular component: cytosol; ribonucleoprotein complex.